AUGGUCACCAAAAUUACCCUCAAGCUGGUGUCUCGAUUGUUAGCACCAAAGCAGGCGAUCAAGAAACUCCCCCCCACACUCGAGCUCCCCGCCGACACCCUCGUCGAAGAUGUGAAGGUCCUUAUUGCCCGCCAGGUGGGCAUCAAGGACCACAACCAGAUUGGUCUUGUCGACCCUGUCACCAAGAAGACAUUGAAGGACCGCAAGGCCCAGAUUGGCUCGGAGGAGAAUGUCGUCUCGUCCGGUAGCCUCAUUGUCAAGAAUUUGGGCAUGCAGAUCGCGUGGCAGACCGUCUUCGUCGUGGAGUACUUCGGCCCCCUUCUUUUCCAUGCCGCCGUCGUUGCCCUUCGCCCGUACCUCUACCGCGACGCGGCGUCGAAGCCCCUGACGCAGACGCAGUGGCUUGGCUUCGCCAUGUUCAUGGGCCACUUCCUCAAGCGUGAAUGGGAGACGCUUUUCGUCCACAAGUUCUCUGCGUCGACCAUGCCGGCGCGCAACAUCUUCAAAAACUCCUUCUUCUACUGGGUCUUCUCCGGCGCUCUCUGCGCUUGGGAGAUCUAUGCGCCCUGGUCUCCGGCCGCCAAAGCCAACAACCCGCUCAUCGACGCAAUCGGCGCCCUGAUCUACGUCUUCGGCGAAAUCUCCAACGCCAUCGUCCACCAGAACCUCGCCGGCCUGCGCACGCGGGGCGGUACCGAGAGGAAGAUCCCUCGCGGCUACGGCUUCUCGCUGGUCACCUGCCCCAACUACAUGUUCGAGAUCACCGCGUGGAUCGGCGUCAUCAUUGCUUGCCGCAGUGCAAGCGCCGCGCUGUUCAUCGCGAUCGGUGCCGCGCAAAUGUCGGCUUGGGCCAAGGGCAAGGAGAGGGCGUACCGCAAGGAAUUCCCUGAGACAUACAAGAGAAAGAAGUUUGUGCUGCUGCCCGGCAUCUACUAA
Verticillium dahliae VdLs.17 is the source of this 936-nucleotide messenger RNA. Its product is annotated as synaptic glycoprotein SC2. NCBI's taxonomy places the organism in Eukaryota, Fungi, Ascomycota, Sordariomycetes, Glomerellales, Plectosphaerellaceae. Bases 1 to 936 code for a protein of 311 amino acids. The record is from RefSeq and is a predicted model, not a curated record. The transcript is spliced from 2 exons. Gene Ontology annotation, biological process: very long-chain fatty acid biosynthetic process. Gene Ontology annotation, molecular function: oxidoreductase activity, acting on the CH-CH group of donors.